Molecule: messenger RNA, 960 nt
Organism: Fusarium sp. VM40
Lineage: Eukaryota; Fungi; Ascomycota; Sordariomycetes; Hypocreales; Nectriaceae
Source: the annotation of a GenBank genome assembly
AUGACACGCAUUCUGAUCGUUUGCGUCGGCAGCAUCGGUGCGGUUUAUGCUGCCAUUCUCACCCGUGCUGGCGCCGAACUCGUGUGUGUCUGCCGCUCAAACUACAAUGAAGCAAAAGCGUCUGGCAUACGAAUCGAAUCUCAGAUUUUUGGCGAUCAAAUCAUACGCCCAGCUAUAGUGUCAACUAUCGAUGAAGCCGCUGGGCUCUCGGGCCAACCCUUCGACUAUGUGUCCAUCACCACUAAAUCGUUUCCCGGAACGCAGCAGCAGAGCAUCCAAAGGCUUACAUCUGUACUCAACAAUGAUACCACUGUAAUUGCGCUUCUCCAGAAUGGUAUAGGGAUAGAAAAGGAUUAUCAUCAAGAGCACCCUGGUACCUCAGUCAUCUCCGGGGUGGUAUAUAUACCGACAUCCCGGACGUCCCCAACCUCAGUCAAGCACACUGAAACAGAAAAUAUGUUUCUGGCACAGUCCCCUUAUAGAUCCAACCAUAAUCACGCCGAGAAGUUGUCCGCCAUUCUCCGAGCUGGCGGAGCGACUGUCAAGGAUCGCCAAGAUAUUCAAGGAGAACGCUGGAAGAAGAUAGUGGCUGAUGGGACUUGGAAUCCUCUCUGCGCACUAUCUCGCUGUCGUGAUUUACAACUGUUGGCAGCAUCUCCACUGGCUUUCAAAGUUGUGCACGAGAUAAUGAUAGAAGUUUGUGCUGUUGCUGCAGCAUGCGGUUAUUCCCAAUAUGCUAAUGACGAGACGAUUAAGUUUCAGAUGAGUCGAUCGCAUAUGAUGCCUUACCCAGGUGUUGAGCCAAGUAUGAUGGCAGACAUGCAUGCUAGAAGGGAUAUGGAAGUGGAGGCAAUUGCAGGAAGUAUUAUUCAAUAUGCCCAGGAACAGAAUGUUCGAUUCCACCUUCGUGGUGGUGAGAUUCCGAAAAGUCAACGGAAUAAGCUUAAGAGCGUGCGGUAG